Molecule: messenger RNA, 4007 nt
Organism: Diorhabda sublineata
Lineage: Eukaryota; Metazoa; Arthropoda; Insecta; Coleoptera; Chrysomelidae
Exons: 5
Coding region: 238-957 (239 amino acids)
Source: RefSeq, a predicted model, not a curated record
AAUCGUUUAGAAAUUCAGUCGCUUGAGCGAGGUUGUGCAGCGCGACUUACAUAUUUUUUUUACAGUGUCUUGUUCAUAUUUGAGUUUUGAUAUCACGGAAUUAAUUAUUAAUCAGUUUCACCUGUUAUCUUAUUUUAUUUAUCUUGUCGACCUGCGUACAUUGUGACUGAAGUGUUUUGAAUUGAAAAGUUUUAUUUUUAUUAAGUUUAUAUUUUUAUUUCUGAAAUAUACACCGACAUGGAAUUAAGGAGGACUGUUUGGAUAUUAUUAAUAUUAUUUUCUUCGACUGAAGUGUUAUGUGUCCCAUUGGAUGAAAUAACUAAUAUAAGCAUAAAUGAAAACCCUACAACUUCAAAUAAAAUACAAUAUUCUACUACCGAGGUGGAGCAUGCUACCAAACAACCUGACAAGAAUGAAAGUACACCUUUGGUAGAGGAUAAAAUCAAUAAAAAUGAAAAUAACACAGAAAAAUCUGGCGCUGAUGAUAUGCCUAACGAACUAGAACACUUGCUACCUACAAAUUCAUCGAAUUUUGCCUACACCUAUGUUUCCGAUGAUAACAAAGAUACAGAAGUUUCGGAUAUGUUAAAUAUACCUGCAUCUUCAGUCGAUUACGAUUUGGCACCAAAUCAGCCUAAAAUUGUUUAUAAACCAGAUGAUUCAGUCAAUACAAGUAUAUUUUUGAAAGACGAUUCAAUAAAUGUUAAUUUAGAAGGAAUGAAGAAUUAUGGUGAUGAGACAAUCGCCAAAAGAAGUGAUUUGGAUCACAUUGCGAUAGUUCCUGGAACAAUAGCUGCAAUCUUAGCAGGAGUAUUUUUAGUCGUUUCAAUAGCUGGAUAUAUCAGUUUAUUGAGCUGGAGGAGGUACUUGGAAAAUCGUUACGGCAAUAGAGAAAUGUUGGUAGAAGAUGAUUAUUGCGAGAAAAGUAUAAACGAUUUAGAACAUUUUUCGAUAUAAUCGCUACUUUCUAAUACGCUAAUAAGCCAGCAUUUCAUUCCUACGUACAGCCAAAGAGAUAAUAGUACAGUUAUAAUAUAGCGCGAGAUGAGUUUACUGAACUGCAUAUCAAGAUAACCCCACGAUCGACCCACCAUCAGUUGUCAUUAAUGUGGAUAUUUAUUUGGAUUGUGAUUUACUUACAUACCUUCUAUGAAUUUUACAAGGAUAUUCAAUUUAUUUUAAACAUCGUCUUUUUCUAACUGAAAUAACAUUAGAUUAUCAAGGCUAAAGCCAUUUUUUGUAUGUAAAAGGUGACCGCAACGGGAUACAUCAACAAUUUUUUCUUUUAAUUUGCCGUCUACACAAACGAUCUGUUUAGAUAAAUGUAAACUAUCUCUCAAAAGUAAAUACAAAGUUUCGUUUUCAUAUAAAUAUCUAACACGUUUCGGUAGAGAGUAGCUUUCCUGACAAGGUUAUGUACUAUUUAUAGCUUUGUUUUGAUUUUUAUUGAAAUACAAAUAUAAAAAAGUUUCAAUACCAAUACACUUUCCAGUAAUUUUCAAAUGCACAAUAUUUGAUACAGUAAUUUCAAUUCAUUAUCGAAAAUAAAAUUAAUAUCAAAGUAACACACUUUGCAUACAAUAAUAAAAAAAAUUAUUCGUGUCUAAUAAAUACAAGUGCAUUUUCAUGUUGAUGCUCGUCGCUAGCUUAGAGCGUCAAAUAAGGUCACGUGGUAUAAUUUCGAUUAGCGCGCCAUCUUAUGGUCAUGUAACAUCAAAUAUCAGAGCGUCAAACUUCAAAACAUUGUUAAAAAAACAAAAUAUACCACAUCUGUCAAUUGUCUGUCUAACCUAUAAACAUAGUUUGUUUUAAAAAUAAAUUGUUACUUAUUAAAUAUUAAUGAACGUCUUUAGUUGAAUACCCGAUUUAACACCUAAACAAUGUUUAGUUUGACGUUCGUUUGACGCUCUAAGCCAGCGUCGAGCGUCAACGUGAAAUUACAUCUUAACCAGAAGCUAAUAAUUCGCCCAACCAACGUUGCCAAAUGUAAGUUUGCUUAGAGCGUCAAAUGAGGUCACGUGUUAUAAUUUCGACUGGAGCGCCAUCUUAAGUUAAUGUAGCGUCAAAUUUCAGAGCGUCAAACUUCAAAACGUUGUAAAUAGCAAAAUAUACCACCUCUGUCAAUUGUCUGUUAAUCUAUAAAUAUAAAAUUUGUGUUAAAAUAAAUUAUUACUUAUUAAAUAUUAAUGAACGUCUUUAGUUGGAUACCCGAUUUAAUAAAUAAACAAUCUUUAGUUUUGACGUUGCAUUAAUUUAAGAAGAUGCUUCAGUCAAAAAUUGUAUCUUGUUUGACGCUCUAAGCCAGUGACGUGUUAACAUGAAAUUGCACCUUAACCAGAAGCUAAUAAUUCGCCCAACAAACAUUGCCAAAUGAACCCCCUAGUUAUUUCUCGGUAUAAAUUGUUAACGGGUUAACCCGAUUUUGGAAAGUAACCUGAUUUACGUUCACUGUUACUAAUCGGAGUAAUCGGGUCAGAAUCCAUAUGAUAAUCCUUUGUGGUUACAAAGGAUCAUCAUUAUGAUAUGGUUCUAAAGGCUUUUCGGAUCUUCCGAUCAUGGUUUGAUUGUUCGGAAAGUAAUCCGAAUCAUGUUCACUGUUGUUCUGAAAGUGACCGAAGUAAUCUGGAUCAUCAUAUGUUAGGAACCUACCGAAUUGUUCGGAAUCUAAUAAAAAACUAGUUCUGUGCUAUGAUCGGCAACUUAACCUAGCCUAACCCAAAUAGAGAAUCUUAAGAUAAACAAUGAAUGGAAAUACAUCGAGAAAACGAUAAAGAAAACCGCAGAUAAAAUAAUAACAAGGAGAGCAAAGAAGAGAAAGUAGAAUUGAUUCGGCAGAGAAUCAAAAAAAUGGAAAUGAGAAAACAUAUUAAACAGAAAAUGUUUCAAAUGGAUGCUGAUGAAGAUAAGAGAGAGUACAAAAGACAAAGAAGAAUAACGUAAAAGUUAUGCAGAGUAAAAUAGGGAGAGAAAUGUCAUAUUUUUUUGUAAUAACCCCAAAAUAUCCAAGUAACUUUGCUUUAAACAAUAUUAAAAGUGAAAACUGCUUUUAAAUUUUGAGUAUCCUCGGCGUUGGUUAGGUUGCUCUAAAAGCACUAAACUAACUCAAAGGUCUAUAUCUUCUAAGUCUUUCUUUCAAACCGAUAUUGUCAAGGAGCUGGAUAACCUCCAUAUUAACCUGAUAAUGGGGUCUUCAUUCAUAACUCUUGGCUAAUUUCUUGAUAUAUUCGUCAACAGUGUCCAUUUCCAGGUCCCUUUGGAGGUCACUAUUGCCAAUGUUAUCAUCCACUAUGUUGAUCAGUGCUUUGUUUUGGAAUUUUUUUCCUUCAUAAUUCUUGGCUAAUUUCUUGAUGGUCUCGUCAACAGUGUGCAUUUCCAGGCGCCUGUGGAGGUCACAGGGACGUGUACCAUCUACUAUGUUCCUUAUUACUUUGUUUUGGAAUCUUUGACUGAUUGUUAAGUUGCUUGUGUUGAUGCAUCCUCAUAAUUGGAUACCAUACGUCCAUACAGGCUUAAGUAUCUACUUAUGAAGCAUAAGCUUAUUAUGUAGAGAGUGGAGUUUAUUCAAAUUGGCCAGUAUAUUUUUCUAUAUUUCAGUACAAAUUCGUUUUUUUCUAAUUAGUAUGUACUUUCCAUCAAGUUUGGCAUCUAAGGUAAUAAUAAAGUAAUAGUAUUUUGAUGAUAUUUGUUUUAAUGGAAAUGAUAUUUCUGACUAGGUUAAUAUCCUUAUCAAUUUUUUUAUAGUGUAUAUAUGUGUAAUUGUCCAGGACGUAUCCGUUUUUUGUAGACAUCUGAUAGGUGGACAUAUAACGGUAAAUCAGGGUCAUUUUAGUGAAAUAGUUUAGUUGCAAAAUAGAUUGGUUAUUAUUUUUUAAGUUGCCAUAAUAAUAUAGUUACCAUUUGAUGUAAAUAAUAUAGAGUAUAAUUUUAUUUUUAUUGAUUUAAAUGCAAAGAUAAUCAACAUAAUAUAUAUUGUAUAGAAUUAGAAACGGCUAAUAAACUAUUAAGAA